Messenger RNA from Clupea harengus (Atlantic herring), 689 nucleotides. RefSeq lists its product as uncharacterized. NCBI's taxonomy places the organism in Eukaryota, Metazoa, Chordata, Actinopteri, Clupeiformes, Clupeidae. The transcript has 2 exons. The annotation marks the transcript as partial. The record is from RefSeq and is a predicted model, not a curated record.
ACCUGCAGGUGAAGGAGGGUGCUGUUGUAGGGAAACAGAAUCAGACUGAACUGACCUGCAGCACCUCCUGCAGCUUGAGCUCUAACACUCAGUAUGUCUGGUACAAGAAUGGACAGCCUCUACAAGACAAAGCCACAGCCUCUAUACUACUAGACUCAAGCAGACCCAUUAAACAGAACAGUUACUCCUGUGCUGUGAGAGGUUAUGAGACUCAUCGUUCCCCUGCAGUGUGUGCUCCAUCUGAACAAUGUUGGGGUGUGACCUACUCAUCUAACAGCAUCUGUGCAUUGAAUGGUUCAUCUGUGAAUAUUUCCUGCAACUACAAAUAUCCCAGGGAUCACCGCAUCAGCACAACCUUCUGGUUUAACAAGCAGAAAUCAAGCCGUCUCGAUGUAGGUCUAAGUUUGGAAGAAGACUAUCAAAAUCACACAGAGUAUGUUGGGAAUAAAGAGAAUAGUUCUACCCUGAGACUGAUAGACAUGAGAGAGAGUCACUCUGGAGAACAUGCCUUCAGGUUUACUACAGCACAGGGGAAGGGAUACUCUGGAUUACCUGGAGUCAACAUCACUGUAACAGGUAAGCCCUUUAACUGUUUUGAUAAUGAAAUGUGUGUACAUGUAGCACUGCGUCUCCCUACACAUAAUAUAUCCAUCAGUUCUGCAGGUGUUGAUAACUCCUGAAGCAGUGAA